Molecule: messenger RNA, 9651 nt
Organism: Agrilus planipennis (emerald ash borer)
Lineage: Eukaryota; Metazoa; Arthropoda; Insecta; Coleoptera; Buprestidae
Gene: Itpr
Product: inositol 1,4,5-trisphosphate receptor
Exons: 34
Coding region: 335-8593 (2752 amino acids)
Biological process (GO): calcium ion transmembrane transport
Cellular component (GO): endoplasmic reticulum; membrane
Molecular function (GO): inositol 1,4,5-trisphosphate-gated calcium channel activity; inositol 1,4,5 trisphosphate binding
Source: RefSeq, a predicted model, not a curated record
UUUAAAUAUUUAAAUGUCCUUGGAUAUACAUCAUAGGUAUUGUGGAUUGUGGCAACUACGCGUACUCAAAAAAUUGGGAGGUUGUGAAAUGUAGGACUAUAUUUUUAGUUUAUUUACCUAACAAGAAACGUGCCGACAAAUGAAUGAAGUUCUGAAAACAGUGUGUUUAAUUUAUCUAUAUUCAGAAUAUUUUUGAUUCGAUUUCAUAUCGUUAUUAUGUUUAAAAAUAAAACUUGGAAUAUCAUUAGUAAAAUUGUUUCCAUUGUAAAAUGUGUUAUUUAAGGUUCAGAUCUGCUCAACAGUGACACUGCCCUUUGCCAAGUGCAAUUCAACCAUGGUUGAAAUGGGGUCUUCAAGUUUACUGCAUAUGGGGGACAUAGUAUCCUUAUAUGCAGAAGGCAGCGUUUGCGGCUUUUUAAGUACUUUAGGUUUGGUUGAUGAUAGAUGUGUGGUAUGCCCAGAGGCAGGAGAUCUCAGUAAUCCUCCAAAAAAAUUUAGAGAUUGUCUGUUUAAAAUAUGUCCAAUGAAUCGUUAUUCUGCUCAAAAGCAGUUUUGGAAAGCUGCUAAACAGAGUAUGGGUCCAAAUGCAGAUACUAAUUUAAUAAAAAGAUUACAUCAUGCAGCAGAAAUUGAAAAGAAACAAAAUGAAAGUGAAAAUAAAAAAUUAUUGGGGACAAAUGUGCAAUAUGGGAGUGUAGUGCAAUUACUUCACCUGAAGUCAAAUAAGUACUUAACUGUUAAUAAAAGGUUACCGGCCCUGUUAGAGAAAAAUGCUAUGAGAGUGUACUUAGAUGGUAGUGGAAAUGAAGGCUCAUGGUUCUAUAUUCUACCCUUUUACAAGCUUCGUGCAACUGGUGAUAACAUAGUUUUAGGAGAUAAAGUCAUUUUAAAUCCUGUUAAUGCUGGUCAACAAGUCUUACAUGUAGCUGCUAAUCAUGAAUUGCCUGAUAAUCCUGGAUGUAAAGAAGUCAAUGUGGUUAAUGGCAGUACAUCUUGGAAAGUUACCUUGUUUAUGGAGCAUAGAGAAAAUGCAGAAGAUGUUCUUAAAGGUGGAGAUGUGGUACGUUUGUUCCAUGCUGAACAAGAAAAAUUUCUUACUAUGGAUGAAUAUAAAAAGACUCAGCAUGUUUUUUUGCGCACAACUGGUCGUACUAGUGCCACUAGUGCAACAAGUAGUAAAGCCUUAUGGGAAAUCGAAGUGGUGCAACAUGACUCUUGUAGAGGUGGUGCUGGCCAUUGGAAUUCGUUGUUUCGAUUUAAACAUUUAGCUACUGGACAGUACUUGGCAGCAGACCUAGAUCCGGAUCAAUCAAUUUAUGAAACUCAUGGAAAACUUAAACAAGAAAAUUCAAACGCUGACACAAACGUGUAUCAUUUAGUACCAGUAGCAUAUCCCAAUGAGAUAGCAUCUUUAUUCGAGUUAGAUCCAACAACACUGACUAGGGCAGAUUCACUAGUUCCACAGUCUAGUUAUGUUAGACUUCACAAUUUAGUUACAAAUACUUGGGUUCAUUCUACUUCAAUUCCAAUUGAUAAAGAUGAAGAAAAACCAGUCAUGUCUAAAGUGGGCUGUGCUCCAAUGAAAGAAGAUAAGGAGGCUUUUGCUCUUAUAUCAGUCUCGCCUAUUGAAGUCCGAGAUUUGGAUUUUGCCAACGAUGCAUGUAAGGUUCUUUCUUCUCUGUCCGCAAAGUUAGAACAUGGGACAAUAUCUCAUAACGAAAGACGGGCCGUUACUAAUUUACUUCAGGACAUUGUUUAUUUUAUUGCUGAUAUGGAAAACGAACAAAAUAAAAUGGAAGCUCUUGAAUUGACUGUUACUAAUCCUAAUAGAGAUAGGCAAAAAUUAUUGAGAGAACAAGCUAUAUUAAAACAGUUAUUUAAAAUUUUACAGAGACCAUUUAUGGAUUCUCCAAGUGGAGAGCCAGCGUUUUUAAAGUUAGAGGAGUUGAAUGAUCCGAGACAUGCCCCUUACAAGUAUAUUUUUAGAUUGUGUUACCGCAUACUGCGUUUAAGUCAGCAGGAUUACCGAAAAAAUCAGGAGUACAUCGCAAAGCAUUUUGGGUUUAUGCAAAAACAAAUCGGGUAUGACAUCUUGGCCGAAGAUACAAUAACUGCUUUAUUACAUAACAAUCGCAAACUUUUGGAGAAACACAUAACUCCUGCAGAAAUCGAGACUUUUGUGGGUUUAGUACGAAAAAACAUGCAUAACUGGGAAUCUCGUUUUUUAGAUUAUCUCUCUGAUUUGUGUAUCUCCAAUAAAAAGGCUAUUCCUGUUACUCAAGAAUUGAUUUGCAAAAGUGUACUUAGUCAAAAGAAUUCGGAUAUUUUAAUUGAAACAGUAAUGAUGAAAACUCAAGUGGAAGAACAUGAAGACUCUUUGUUUGAAAAAGAUGAGACUGAUUUAGAACCUGUAGUUGUAGAAGAGCAGCAAGUAGUUCUGUUGUGGAAUAACCGUCAAAAGUCGCAGGCCCUAAUCGAUUUAUGUUGCAAAGCAAAACUAGGAAGUAAAGAGGACCAAGCAAUUCUAGAUUACUACCGCCAUCAGCUCGAUUUGUUUUCUAACAUGUGCCUAAAUCGUCAAUACUUAGCUUUAAAUAAUUUGUCACCCCUCCUCGAUGUAGAUCUGAUUUUAAAGUGUAUGUCCGAUGAAAAUAUUAGCUACGAUUUAAGAGCGUCUUUCUGUAGAUUGAUGUUACAUAUGCAUGUUGAUAGGGAUCCACAAGAAUCCGUAACUCCUGUUAAGUAUGCCAGACUGUGGUCGGAAAUACCGUCAAAAAUGUCCAUUCAUGAUUAUGAUAGCAAUAAAACAUCCUAUCCAAAUAAGGAAGCUGUGAGAUCGAGAUUUUGCUCAACCAUUGCUUUUGUUGAAGACUAUUUAUGUAAUGUGGUUGCUAAAAUGUGGUCAUUUGCAGAUCAAGAUCAAAAUAAAUUAACGUUUGAGGUUGUUAAACUUGCCAGAGAACUAAUAUAUUUUGGCUUUUAUAGCUUUUCUGGUUUGUUAAGAUUGACAAAAACUUUGCUCAAUAUAUUAGACUGUGUGUCUGAAAGUGACUAUAAUGAUAGGCAAUUAUCAGCAGGAGAUAAUGAUUCUGACGGUGGUGUUUUACGUACAAUCGGUGAUAUGGGUGCUGUAAUGACAUCGCUUACCCUAGGAUCUGCAGGUAGGGCUGCUGUGUCUUCGUCUAAUAAUCAGCCUAAAUUGCAUUCUAAAGAAAAUCCACUUGUUAUGGACACUAAAUUGAAGAUAAUUGAAAUAUUGCAGUUCAUCUUAGACGUCAGGUUAGAUUAUCGCAUAAGUUGCCUCUUAAGUAUAUUCAAACAGGAGUUUGAUGAGGCUGAAAAAAACAACGAAGAUUCCUUAGCAUUGAGUCACAAAAAUAUCGAUUUAGAAAUUAUAGCAAGUCAAGCUGAAGGUAUUUUUGGAAGCAGUGAUGAAUCUGAAGUCUUAGAUUUAGACGGUCAUGGAGGUAGAACUUUUUUAAGGGUUCUUUUACACUUAACAAUGCACGAUUACCCCCCUCUUGUGUCGGGGGCCCUCCACUUGCUUUUUAGACACUUUAGUCAAAGGCAGGAAGUUUUACAAUCGUUUAGACAAGUACAAUUACUAGUUUCUGAUGCUGACGUCGAAUCAUAUAAACAAAUAAAAGCAGAUUUGGAUGUUUUACGACAGUCUGUAGAAAAAUCGGAACUGUGGGUUUAUAAAUCAAAAGGGUCUGAAGAAGUGACAGGAAAAAAAAAUAAAGAAGAUUACGAGGAGAACGUAUCGCGAAAGUCUCCCCCUGUUUUAAGUUCAAUCGAAAAGAAAGGUUCUGCUAUUAAUUUGGAUGUUGGUCCGCCUCUUCAUCCUGAACAAGCCGAUGAAUACAAGAAGAUUCAGAAAAUUUUAAUAAGAAUGAACAAACUUUGCAUUCAAGGGUCUCCCGGAAAUGUUGUCAAACCUAAAAAACACGAACAAAGACUUUUAAGAAACGUUGGUGUACACACUGUUGUCUUAGAUCUUCUACAAAUACCUUAUGAUGAAAAGGAAGAUGUUAGAAUGAAUGAACUUAUGCGAUUGGCACAUGAAUUUCUACAAAAUUUCUGUCUUGGCAACCAGCAAAAUCAAGUUUUAUUGUACAAACAUUUAGAUUUGUUUCUGAACCCUGGGAUACGAGAAGCUCAGACUGUUUGUGCAAUAUUUCAAGACAAUUCCACAUUGUGUAACGAAGUUAAUGAAAAAGUUAUCCAGCAUUUUGUUCAUUGCAUUGAAAGUCACGGAAGGCACGUGCAAUACUUAAAAUUUUUGCAAACAAUUGUAAAAGCUGAAAAUCAAUUUAUAAGAAAGUGCCAGGAUAUGGUAAUGCAAGAACUGAUAAAUGCUGGAGAAGACGUUUUAGUAUUUUACAAUGAUAAAGCUUCGUUUAAUUAUUUUGUGGAAAUGAUGCGUUCAGAGAGGCACAGCAUGGACGAAAGUAGUCCCCUACGAUAUCAUGUUGAACUUGUUAAAUUAUUGGCGUGCUGUACUAUGGGUAAAAACGUUUAUACCGAAAUAAAAUGUCACAGUUUAUUACCACUAGACGAUAUUGUUGCUAUGGUGACUCACCCUGACUGUAUACCUGAAGUAAAAGAGGCCUAUGUAGGAUUUCUUAAUCAUUGUUACAUAGAUACUGAAGUCGAAAUGAAGAAGGAAAUUUAUACAUCCAAUCACAUGUGGACGUUGUUUGAGAAAUCCUUUCUAGUUGAUAUGGCUGAUAUUGCAACUGCUCCUGAUGAUAGAAAACAUCCAGAUAAAGCCCUAGAGAACUACGUUACAAAUGGGGUCAUGAAUAUAAUAACUACAUUUUUCAGCAGUCCAUUUUCAGAUCAAAGCACAACUGUACAGAAACACCUGCAUGAAGCCCGGGUAUUUUGGAGCGACUCCACUUUGGAGGAUUAUGAUCCUUUUACAAUAAACACGCCUCUUAAAACGUCACCAUUUCCACUUAACACUAGACAGCCAAUUUUUGUCCAGCUUUUACAUUCGGCAUUUAGAGUGUCUCAAUGUCCUUGGCUUACUCCAUCUCAGCGCUUUAAUGUAGAAAAUUGUAUACGCGCAUUAUCUGAUGUUGCUAAAAAUCGUGGCAUAGCUAUACCACUAGACUUAGAAGUGCAGGUAAAUGCCAUGUUUAAUAAGGCAAUUUUGUUAACUCGUCAAACUAGUAAAUGGUUACAAGCUUCUAAGCAACCAAAAAUUGAAAGAUCGCAGUCACAAUUAAUGCGUUUAGAUAGAAGUAUAAUAGAAGGUUUGCAAGACAUAGUUUCUCUUUUAGAAGAUCAAUUAAAACCUUUAGUACAGGCUGAGUUAUCAUUAUUAGUAGAUGUACUUUACAGGCCAGAAUUAUUAUUUCCUCCGUCUUCAGAAUCUCGGAAAAAAUGCGAAAGUGGAGGUUUUAUUAAAAGGCUUAUAAAGCACACAGAGAAAUUAUUAGAAGAAAAGGAGGAAAAGUUAUGUGUAAAAGUGUUAAGAACUCUAAGAGAAAUGAUGUCUAUAGAUCCCGAGUAUGGAGAGAAGGGUGAAUAUUUACGAAACAGUUUGCUAACGAGGUAUUUUGGAAAAACUUUUGUGCAAAAGAACGAAACACUCGAUUUAAGUAGUUUAAAGUUAUCGUCGAUAAUUCAUGGUCCAGGAGCAAAAUUAAUAAGUCGUGCUAAUCGUACUCUACAUGAAGUUCAAACUCAUUUAGACAAAGAAGGAGCUUCUGAUUUGGUAGUAGAAUUGGUUAUUAAAUCUAUUAAUUCUCCUUCGAUUUUUGGAGAAGUUGUACAAUUGGGCAUUGCUCUUUUAGAAGGGGGUAACCCUAUCAUUCAAAAAAGUAUAUUUAACAAACUUGUUAAAGGAGAACUUAGCCAAUCGUUCUUUAAGGUAUUUUAUGAUAAAAUGCGUGAUGCUCAACAAGAAAUAAAAUCGACGGUAACGGUUAACACAUCUGAUAUAGCAGCAAAAGCGCAUGAAGAUAAACAGGAUGGAAAAGAUGGGGAUAGGCUGUCUAAAAAACAUGGUUUAAAAACGAACGGCAUCAUUAUAAGUGAUGAAUUAAGGGAAGAAUUGGACCAUGCUGCUGAAAGUACAUGUCAGGCCUAUGCAAAUGUACGAAGUCUGGCGUCAGGUGAUGACCAUAGCGCAAUAAAUUCAGGUGCAGCUUCUGCCUUUGAAGACCUUUUAGCGGAAAAACUAGAGAAACACAAAGAACAAGAUGAUCAAACACGUCUUUCAGGCAAAAUAUUAAUAAUGCAACCUAUACUGAGAUUUUUACAAUUGUUAUGCGAAAAUCACAACCAAACCCUACAAAAUUUGCUUAGAAAUCAAAAUAAUAAAACGAACCACAACUUGGUAUCAGAAACUCUUACAUUCUUGGAUUGCAUUUGUGGUUCAACGACCGGAGGAUUAGGGCUUUUGGGACUGUAUAUCAACGAAAAUAACGUGUUUUUAAUAAAUCAAACGUUAGAAACGUUGACAGAAUAUUGUCAGGGACCUUGUCACGAUAAUCAGAAUUGUAUUGCCGGCCAUGAAUCGAAUGGUUUAGAUAUUAUUACUGCUCUCAUCUUAAAUGAUAUCAAUCCUUUGGGGAAAACCAGAAUGGAUUUAGUGUUGGAGUUAAAGAACAACGCGUCAAAGUUACUUUUAGCAAUAAUGGAAAGCAGAGGAGAUAGCGAAAAUGCGGACAGAAUCUUAUACAACAUGAAUCCAAAACAAUUACUGGAAGUGGCUUGUAGAGCCUAUCACCAAGAAGCUUUAGACGACGAUGAUUUUGGAGAUAAAGAUGUCACAACAGACGAGACCGUAUCACCUCGUGAAGUGGGACACAAUAUUUAUAUCCUGUGUCAUCAGCUAGCCCAACAUAACAAAGAAUUAGCGUCCCUUUUAAAGCCCGGUGAAGGGUAUGACCCCAAAACUCACAAAGCUUUAAUGUACUAUGCUACACAUACUGCUCAAAUAGAAAUCGUUCGUCAAGACCGUACCCUAGAACAAAUAGUUUUCCCAAUUCCUGAAAUCUGUGAAUAUAUUACGACGGAUACAAAAAUUAAAGUACUUCACACCGCUGAGAAAGACGACCAGGGCUCCAAAGUAGCAGAUUUUUUCGAAAGGACUGAGGAAAUGUUUAACGAAAUGAAGUGGCAAAAGAAACUAAGAGCUCAACAUAUGCUGUUUUGGGUUAGCAGCUAUAUGUCUUUGUGGAGUAACUGUCUCUUUAAUUGCGCCGUAGUAAUAAAUUUAAUUGUCGCGUUUUUCUAUCCUUUUAAUGACACCGUGCCAAAGUUAAAUUCAACAGUAUCAGGAUUAAUUUGGACUUCUAUGUUAGCUUCUACUACAAUAGUAAUAACUUUACCUAGAGAAAUGGCUAUAAGGACUUUAGUUGUAUCGAUAAUUUUGAGACUUAUAUUUUCCCUGGGUCCGGAACCGACUCUAUGGCUAUUAGGGAUACUUACAGUUUUCUUGAAAGGCAUUCAUUUAGUUAGCAUAAUGGGCAAUCAUGGUACUUUAACCAAAACAUACUACCAAAUAAUCACAGAUGCUGAACUACUUUACCACAUUUCGUAUUUAGUUAUUUGCAUAUUAGGAUUGACUAUGCAUCCCUUCUUUUACUCUGUUUUGUUAUUUGAUGUAGUGUACCGUGAAGAGACGCUUUUAAACGUGAUUCGUUCAGUAACAAGGAAUGGCAGAUCAAUUAUUUUGACUGCGGUUUUGGCUCUGAUAUUGGUUUAUAUGUUCUCAAUAAUUGGUUAUAUGUUUUUCAAAGACGAUUUUCUUGUAAGCGUAGAUGAAGAUAUUAAAGAAACAUAUUCUCCUGAUCAAGUAGUGUGUGAAACUGUAUCAAAAUAUGGAGCUAAUUCUCAAGAACAGUUUUGUAAAUUAGUAGAAAAGCCGCAGCCUUUAGUGAUUGGAGAUGAAGUUAAAGAAAGAGCUUGUGAUUCUCUGAUAAUGUGUAUAGUAACAACACUAAAUCAGGGUCUCCGAAAUGGUGGAGGUAUUGGCGAUAUUCUAAGAGCACCUAGUAGUACAGAAGCACUAUUUGUUGCUAGAGUCGUGUAUGAUUUGCUGUUCUUCUUCAUCGUUAUAAUUAUUGUACUUAAUUUGAUUUUUGGUGUAAUCAUCGAUACUUUUGCCGAUCUCAGAUCUGAGAAACAACAGAAGGAAUUAAUUUUGAAAAAUACAUGUUUUAUUUGCGGUCUUCAUAGAUCGGCAUUUGACAAUAAAACCGUUAGUUUUGAGGAGCAUAUUCAGAGCGAGCAUAAUAUGUGGCACUACUUGUACUUUAUUGUCCUUAUAAAAGUCAAAGAUCCAACUGAGUUUACGGGACCUGAGAGUUAUGUCUAUGAAAUGGUUAAGGCUUCUAAUUUAGAUUGGUUUCCACGUUUACGAGCUAUGUCACUAUCUGCAGUCGAGGGAGACGCUGAACAAUUGGAAUUGCGUAGUCUGCAGUCGCAGUUAGAAACAACUCAAUUGUUAGUUUCUACCUUGUCGCAACAACUUUUAGAACUUAAGGAUCAGAUGACUGAACAGCGUAAGCAUAAACAAAGGUUGGGGUUACUAAAUUCUGCCUCCUCUUAUUUGCACACAUCCAAUUUACCGUGAAAUGCUGUACUUAUCUUUUUUUAUCUUAUAUUCAUGUUGUUAAAUUUAGUUCUACUGUUUUAAUUAAUUGAGGAGGAAAUCAGCUUUUGAAAAGAUAUUAAUGUGUUAAAAUGGUGCAAGAAAAUGUAGUUAGAAGAUAUAUAGAGAAAUUUAAUAAUAUUAUAUUACGAAGUAGUUAGGAAUCCUAUAUAUUCAGAAUCUCUAACAUUUUUUAUUUUUUAUGUUAUGUUUUGGUCCUUUUUAUUAAUUUUAUUUUAUUGUUUUCUUUAAUAAAUGCUGUUAAACGACAGCAAGUAAUUAUUACAUUUCAAAUUUGUUUUGUUAUUUUUUAUAGUACUUACUGCAAGACAAAGGUCAGUUAAUAUUGAAACCAGGAGAAAAUUUAAACAUAUUUUCCAGUUAUUUCAAAAAUUUUUUCUUCUGUUUAAAAUUAUUAACAGUAAACACGUAAACAUAUUUUCUACGGGUUUCAGUAGAUUAAAAAAAAAUUGAAAUGUUAAAAUAAUUCAGUUCUACAUUAAAGAACAACUAUGACAAUCAUUUUCAUUUGUUAGGGUUUAAUUUUUGUUUUCUGUAACACUAAUAGCCUGUCUUACAUUUUACUUUUACCGCGAAUUUAUUAGAAGUUUUACAAAGAACAUUUUGUAAAUGAUAAUGUUCAAUUGGUCUCUCGUAGCAGAAAUAGGCGUGUCACUACUUAUAAUAUCUUAAAGUAGACUAGACUACUGAAAUAUACGUAGAAAAAAAUAUUGUUAGUGAAAAGGGUAUUCGCAUAGUGUACGUUACAUUAUUUUACAAAUAUAUAGUUAGACGUUUGUGAUAUUGUAUUGCAUACUAAACACAUGCACAAAUUAAAUCAUUGUGUUCUUUAUUAAAAUUAUUGGAAAAAAGUUUCAACUCUUAUAUCGCCUACUUCGUCACUUUUUCAGUUUUGAUUAUUUUUAAUGUUACAAACUAGAUUAAAUAAUAUAUUUGCCUAUAAGAGGCAAUCGAAUUGGUCUUAAGUCAUCCUGUGAUAGAAAAAAAGCUAAUGGGACGAAGCUUUGCAAAUAAUAUUU